Molecule: messenger RNA, 894 nt
Organism: Cryphonectria parasitica EP155
Lineage: Eukaryota; Fungi; Ascomycota; Sordariomycetes; Diaporthales; Cryphonectriaceae
Product: NAD(P)-binding protein
Exons: 4
Coding region: 1-894 (297 amino acids)
Cellular component (GO): cytosol
Molecular function (GO): oxidoreductase activity
Source: RefSeq, a predicted model, not a curated record
AUGCCAUCUGCCACUGCCACUUGGCACAACGAUACCUACUCGGCAAUCUCCGCUCUCCGGCCUGAGCUCAGCGCCAAAGGGAAGACUGUGGUGAUUAUUGUUUCGGGUAGUGGCGUGGGUAGACAAAACGCUCUUUCGUUCGCGAAAGCCCAAGCCGCCCGCAUCAUUCUGCUGGGACGUCGAGAGGCGAGCUUGCAGGAGACGGCGAGCCUGGUUUCGUCGGCUUCCUCUGGUGUCGAGACGUUGGUCCGGGCAGUCGACACCACCAAUCUCGAGGGCUUGAAGACGAUCGCCGCCGAGGUCGGGACAUGGGACAUUCUAGUCAUCGCCUCAGUCCACGCGUCUACCGUCUCUACCCUUGCCUCCGCCGACAUUGACGAGUGGUGGCAAGGCUUUGAGACCAAUGUGAAGGGUCUGGUCUUGGCCGUCAAGGCCUUGCUCCCUACAGCCAACAAAGCCGGUUUGGCCGUGCUGGCUUUGACGAGCCAGACAACGGCCUUUCCGACUGUCAUGGGCCCGGGAAUGUCUGGUUACAAUGCGUCCAAGAUAGCCCAAAUCAAGGUGGUCGAGUACCAAGCUGCCGAGGAGCCUAACAUUUUCGCCGCGACAAUCCAUCCAGGCAUCUGCGACACGGCCGUUCUUGCAAAGAGCGGACUGAAGCCCGAUCAGGUCCCAUUGGAUCAAAUCGCGCUCCCGGGUGAUUUUCUCGUGUGGUUGGCGAGUCCCGAAGGAUCGUUCUUGAAAGGCCGUUCAGUCUCCGCCAACCGGGACGUUGAUGAGCUCAAAGCGCAAGCCGAGAGCAUUCAGUCUGGGUUGACCAUGACAAGCGGUAUCUAUGGAUGGCCGUACCCCCACACGGGGUCUGCCUGGACGGAGCCAGCAACAUCAGCCUGA